UAAUUGUUGAGAACUAUGGAAUUCCUUACAGCACAAUGUGCUGCGAGAUCGGCAGGUCCGGCGAAUACGUUAAUGUCGCUAUUGCUUCACACACUGAUCGCCAAAUAUUGUGAUCUCAGUGGACAACAAAAGUGGCCAGCAGAUUAUGGGGAUUCGUUGGAUAAUUCCGGUGGAUUUAAGGAACCAUAUGACUUUAUUGUUGUCGGAUCUGGCAGCUCGGGAGCUGUUGUUGCCGGUCGCCUGGCGGAGCAAAGCAAUUGGCGUGUACUUCUACUCGAGGCUGGCGGUGAUCCGCCAAUUGAAACGGAAUUCGUGGCCUGGCACAUGGCAACACAGUUCUCCGACUGGGAUUGGCAAUAUCAUACACAGCCGAAUGGACGUGCCUGUAUGGCGAUGCAGGGCGAGAGUUGCCAUUGGCCGCGUGGCAAGAUGCUCGGUGGCACGAAUGGCAUGAAUGCCAUGAUCUAUGCACGGGGCACACGCUUCGAUUUCGAUGAUUGGGAGCAGAGAGGUAAUCCCGGCUGGGGCUAUGACGAUGUGAUUCAUCAUUUCCGCAAGGCCGAGAAUUUGCGCUCGACGCGUCCAGGCUACAAGCCUGGAGAUCAUGGUGUCGAUGGACCCAUGACACUCAAUAAUUACGUCUCGGACAACGAGUUCCGUACAACAAUCCGGGCGGGUAUGCUUGAGAUGGGCUACGGCAGUGCUCCGGACUUUACCGAGGGCUCGUACAUUGGGCAAAUGGAUAUUUUGGGCACCCAGGAUGGUGGACGUCGCAUCACCACCGCCCACUCCCAUCUCCGCAAGGAUACGCCCAAUUUGCAUAUCGUGCGACACGCCCACGUCAAGCACCUCAACUUAAGUGGAAAGAAUCGGGCUGAGAGCGUCACCUUCGUGCAUCGCGGUGGCAAGGAGUACACGGUGCGAGCGAGCAAGGAGAUCAUCCUCUCUGCCGGCGCCAUUGGCACGCCACAGAUUCUACUGCUCUCAGGCAUUGGACCAGCGGAACAUUUGAAGAACGUUGGAGUACCCGUUAAACUGGAUCUGCCCGUGGGUCGCAACUUAAAGGAUCAUGCCAGUCUGCCCGUCAUCUUCCAGAUCGACAAGUCAACGGCACGAAAGCCCACCGAGGAGGAGUUGGUGGAUGCCAUGUACAAUCUGUUGAUGGGUAGAUACAGCAAAUUGUUGCAUCAUGAGGCAACCGCAUUGACGGGUUUCAUCAACACGACCUCGUUGCACGGUCCCAAUCCCGAUAUACAGACAACGAACUUCUUCAGCCUGAUGCAGAGUCCGGAGUUGCGUGGCUAUGUGGCUGCCACAGGAUUCAAUGACCGUGUGGCAAAGAGCAUUUUAUCAGCUAAUCAAAAUUCCAAUACCUACAUCACGUAUCUGUUGCAUUUGAAACCGUUUUCAGCGGGUAGUCUGGAAUUGCAGAGCACCAACUAUUUGGAUGCACCACUUAUCGAUGCCGGCUACAUGACAGAUGAACGUGAUGUGGAGACCUACAUACGAGCCUUGAACAUCUACAAGCGUCUGCCCGAAACGAAGGCGUUCGGUGAGCGUGAGGCUUCCCUUCACAAGAUCGAUCUGGAGUCGUGCAAUGAUCUAACCUAUCAAUCGGAUGAUUAUUGGCGCUGUUAUAUCCGUCACAUGACAACCACCGUCUAUCAUCCAGUGGGCACGGCUCGCAUGGGAUCCGUCAACGAUCCCACAGCUGUCGUCGAUGCCAGACUACGGGUCCAUGGCGCCAGCGGACUGCGUGUCAUCGAUGCCAGCAUAAUGCCCGAUAUUGUGGGUGCCAAUACCAACGCUGCUUGCAUUAUGAUUGGCGAGAAGGGUGCCGACAUGAUUAAGGAGGAUUACCUAGGCAAUCAGCAUACCGAGCUUUAAGCUUAUUCAAUUUAUAUAUCACAAAAAUAUAUAACAUUAUUUUUUUAACAUUUUUUUUUUUACUUUUUAAAGAUAAUGAAUUAAACUGAGUAUGUCGAAAA
Messenger RNA from Drosophila innubila, 1988 nucleotides. Its product is annotated as glucose dehydrogenase [FAD, quinone]. The record is from RefSeq and is a predicted model, not a curated record. Gene Ontology annotation, molecular function: flavin adenine dinucleotide binding; ecdysone oxidase activity. Bases 16 to 1887 code for a protein of 623 amino acids. The transcript has 2 exons. NCBI's taxonomy places the organism in Eukaryota, Metazoa, Arthropoda, Insecta, Diptera, Drosophilidae.